This is a messenger RNA of Manis pentadactyla (Chinese pangolin), 298 nucleotides long. RefSeq names its product G protein subunit gamma 14 (gene GNG14). The record is from RefSeq and is a predicted model, not a curated record. Gene Ontology annotation, biological process: G protein-coupled receptor signaling pathway. NCBI's taxonomy places the organism in Eukaryota, Metazoa, Chordata, Mammalia, Pholidota, Manidae. Gene Ontology annotation, molecular function: G-protein beta-subunit binding. Gene Ontology annotation, cellular component: heterotrimeric G-protein complex.
AUGUCCAGCAAGGUGGCCAUUGGCAGUGACAUCAGGCAGGCCCUCUGGGCCGUGGAGCAGCUGCGGAUGGAGUCAGGCAUCGACCGCGUGAAGGUGAGGGCCGGGGUGAGGCGGGCAUGUCUGGGUGAGGGGGCAGGUGCAACCCGGGUCUGGCUGAUGGCGCUGGCCUGCAGGUGUCCAACGGCCUCUAACCUGCUGCAGUUCUGCACAGAGCAGGCCAAGAGCGACCCUUUCCUCGUGGGCAUCCCGGCUGCCACCAACCCCUUCAAGGAAAAGAAGCCCUGUGCCAUCCUAUGAC